Tarenaya hassleriana is the source of this 1889-nucleotide messenger RNA. RefSeq lists its product as uncharacterized. Gene Ontology annotation, molecular function: acetylglucosaminyltransferase activity. Bases 267 to 1826 code for a protein of 519 amino acids. Lineage: Eukaryota; Viridiplantae; Streptophyta; Magnoliopsida; Brassicales; Cleomaceae. The record is from RefSeq and is a predicted model, not a curated record. The transcript has 5 exons.
UCAAUUAUAUAAAAGAAAAAUGAUCGAAUGUGGAUUUGUCUCUUCGAGAAGAACAGCUUACAGGAACAGGAGGAGCCAAUGCAUGUUCUUCCCGUCAAUCUCACUUUCUCUCCCGACCCAGAAAAUUUUCCCUCAUUUUCUCUCUAGCCAAUCAACUCCACCACCUCAAAAAACACCCACCAAAAACCAAUCAUAAAGAAUCGAUUUUGACCGAGGAAGCAACAAUCUUUCUCAUCGUUGUUCCGAUUGCUCUUUCUAUCUGAAAGAUGAAGACGAGCGCGAAGGACUCGUCGGAGAAGCUAAUCUGGGACCGGACAUUAUCCGGUUCCGGGUCACCGACCCGACCCGUAUCCAAGCUCAUGGUCUUCCUCCUCCUCUUCGUCUCCGCCACUUACGUCGUCUACACCAUCAAGCUCAUCUCCUCCUCACGUGUCUGCCACGUGGAGCCCUUCUCCGCCGUCGCCUCCACGCGCCGCCGCACCUCCAACUCAUCCCCCCCCCGCCGCACCAACGAAACCGCCGCGGUGGUGGCGGAUCCAUUCUCGUCCCCUCCGGCGACGGAGCUCCGGCACGUGGUGUUUGGUAUCGCGGCGUCGGCGAGGCUGUGGAAACAGAGGAAGGAGUACAUAAAGAUCUGGUACAAGCCCGAGCGAAAUUGUUGCAGGGUGAAAUCGAAGAAGAACAACACUUUGCUGAUUAAUGAGGCGGUGGAGGUGGCCGGAGAUGACGAAUCAACCCUCCCGCCGGUGAGAAUCUCCGGCAACACCUCCGAUUUCCCGUACAAGAACAAACAGGGGCACCGAUCAGCGAUUCGAAUCUCCCGAAUCAUAACAGAGACCCUCCGUCUAGGCCUGAAAAACGUGAGGUGGUUCGUGAUGGGAGACGACGACACGGUCUUCGUCACCGACAAUCUGCUAAGGGUUCUUCGGAAAUACGACCACGAACAGAUGUACUACAUCGGGAGCUUGUCGGAAUCUCAUCUGCAGAACAUAUACUUCUCGUACGGAAUGGCGUACGGAGGCGGAGGCUUCGCCGUGAGUUACCCAUUGGCGGUGGCGCUGAGUCAGAUGCAGGACCGUUGUAUUCGGAGAUACCCGGCGUUGUACGGAUCAGAUGACCGGAUGCAAGCUUGCAUGGCCGAACUCGGUGUUCCACUCACCAAGGAACUCGGUUUUCACCAGUACGACGUUUACGGGAACCUCUUCGGACUGUUAGCGGCGCAUCCGGUGGCACCGUUGGUGACAUUGCACCACCUGGACGUGGUCGAGCCGAUAUUUCCGAACAUGACACGUGUCAAUGCCCUGAAACGGCUUCGGACACCGAUGAGACUCGACUCGGCCGGACUCAUGCAACAGUCCAUUUGCUACGACAGACGCCGGAAAUGGACCGUCUCUGUCUCUUGGGGCUUCGCCGUUCAGAUUUUCCGGGGAAUAUUCUCCCCCAGAGAGAUGGAGAUGCCUUCUAGAACCUUCCUAAACUGGUAUAGGCGGGCGGAUUACACGGCAUACGCCUUCAACACGAGGCCAGUGAGCCGAAACCCGUGCCAGAAGCCGUUUGUGUUCUACAUGACGGAUGCGAGGUUUCAUCGGACGGGUAACACGACGGUGAGCGAGUACGGACGUCACGUUGCGCCUCACCCCGACUGCCCGUGGAAGAUGGAGAAUCCCGGCCGCCUCACCUCCGUCCUCGUCUACAAGAAACCUGACCCUCUUCUUUGGAACAGGUCUCCGAGAAGAAAUUGUUGCAGGGUGAAAUCGAAGAAGAACAACACUUUGCUGAUUAAUGUUGGGGUUUGUAAAGAUGGUGAAAUCGUUGAAGUUAAAUAAGACUACAUAUAAUUUAUUUGACAAUAUAUUUUUUAUUAGCAUUUUUUUUUAUUUUUUUGCUUA